AUGCCGUCAACAAAUAGUGUAGGUGUGGAAAUACCAACUGGAUUGGUUCAAUUCCCAAUAACAAAGAUACUGAUGAUUUGUUGUGUAGGGGUUGCCCUAACAGCAUCAUUAUUCAAUAUGAAGUAUCUGUUCCUUUUACAAUAUGACCCAUUUAUCGUUGAAUAUGGACAAUAUUGGAGGUAUUUUACGUUUCAGUUAGGGAGUUUAAAUGAAAGCGAUGUUGCCAUAAUGACCUUGAUUUGGUAUCAGUUUAGAUCGUUAGAGAGGCUAUUUGGAUCAAGGAAGUACCUUAAUAUCGUGAUAUUAUCAUGGGCUUAUACAACAGUGGUAAUAUUUUUGAUUUCGAAUCUACUUAACAAGCUUUUGCCUGGAAUUUGGUGGGAUCAAUACACAAAUGGCCCACUACCAGUAAUAUUGUGUUUGACUCAUUUCUACAAACAGUAUACACCAAGGUUAUACGAAUUCAAUAUAAUAAUCAACCAACCUUUUCUUCUUCAUUCUAACACGAUCGUUUGGAAGCUGACAGAUCAAUUUUUCAUCCAUGGCCUGUUAUUCCUUGCCAUGGUAAAUCAAGGCGCAACAGGGUUGGUAAUCGGACUAAUAAGUUGGAUUUGUGCUAUCUUGAUGGAUAAUGGGCUACUACCAGGUACUGACUCCUUCCAAUUGGCGCCUUUCAAAGACAGCUGGAACAGAAGUUCUAGCACAUUAAACAGACCAAGCGCAGUUAUGACAAACGAUAUGACAUCGGAAGAUCUAAAUGAGGAAGAGGCCGAAGAACCUCAAGAUGAACCUCAGCGCACUUUAGGGGUCCAGUUCUUGGAUACUUUUAGAAGGUGA
Molecule: messenger RNA, 837 nt
Organism: Kluyveromyces lactis
Lineage: Eukaryota; Fungi; Ascomycota; Saccharomycetes; Saccharomycetales; Saccharomycetaceae
Gene: DSC2
Product: Dsc2p
Exons: 1
Coding region: 1-837 (278 amino acids)
Source: RefSeq, a predicted model, not a curated record